This is a messenger RNA of Rhinichthys klamathensis goyatoka, 838 nucleotides long. RefSeq names its product adenylate kinase 6 (gene ak6). The record is from RefSeq and is a predicted model, not a curated record. Gene Ontology annotation, molecular function: ATP binding; ATP hydrolysis activity; AMP kinase activity. Gene Ontology annotation, cellular component: cytoplasm; nucleus. Lineage: Eukaryota; Metazoa; Chordata; Actinopteri; Cypriniformes; Leuciscidae. Bases 100 to 624 code for a protein of 174 amino acids. The transcript is spliced from 5 exons.
CAUGUUUUUGUUUGCUUAUUGAUACUGAAUCUCCGGUUGAUAUUUGUGUAAAAACGAUUUGUGAUAUUAAUUACAUUUUUCCACGUGUGAUACCUUGCAAUGAGAAUCAUGAAGAGACCAAACAUUCUUCUCACAGGGACCCCUGGGGUAGGAAAGACCACUCUAGGCAAAGAGUUGGCUCAGAGAACAGGACUAACCUAUGUCAAUGUUGGGGAUUUGGCACAGGAGGGUCAGUUGUUCGAUGGAUUUGAUGAAGAAUACCAGUGCCCUAUAUUGGAUGAGGACAGGGUUGUGGAUGAACUGGAGGACAAAAUGGGAGAUGGAGGCGUAAUAAUUGAUUACCAUGGCUGUGAUUUCUUUCCUGAACGCUGGUUUCAAAUUGUUUUUGUCCUCCGCACAGACAACACCAAUCUCUACAAUCGUCUUGAAAGCAGAGGGUACAUAGGAAAGAAACUCCAGGACAAUGUGCAGUGUGAGAUCUUCCAGACUAUCUUUGAGGAAGCCAUGGAAGCCUACAAGGAGGAGAUAGUCCACCAGCUCCCCAGUAAUACUCCUGAGGACCUGGAGAGGAAUCUGGAUCAAAUUGUUCAGUGGAUUGAACAAUGGAUGAAAGACAACAAUUGACAUGGGACAUUAUAUGUGAAAAGCUCAAGCACUUUUGAGUUCAUGUCAAAGUAGAUAGACAUCACAUUUCAUAGUUAGUGUGGCCCCAGACAGAGUAUGGUUCUAUUCACUAAGCACUAAAAAUGUGUGAGGCUGUUAAUAAUUACUCUAUUUGAAAUAAGUUAAACACAAUUCCAAAAUGAAUGGAAGAAAUAAAUAUUUUUAUAUUGGGUAA